Lepisosteus oculatus (spotted gar) is the source of this 2526-nucleotide messenger RNA. Lineage: Eukaryota; Metazoa; Chordata; Actinopteri; Semionotiformes; Lepisosteidae. The record is from RefSeq and is a predicted model, not a curated record.
CCUGACUGCUUUUCUACGUAGCGCGCGGCAUGUGGUUUUUAGGUUUCAAGCUGUUGGUGGCGGCAUUUUCCCCUCCUCGAUCAGUCAAUAGGAGAAUGGCGGGGAGUUUUGAGCUCCUUAUAGGAGUCGUUAUGCUGUACGCAAGCCUCUCUACAGGAGUGACGGCAGCUGAUCCGCCUCCAGCAGGUGCCAUUGUGUCUGAGUGUCGGGACCGCUACUUCUGGGUGUCCGUGGACAGUGGCUUUGCAGGACUAGACUAUGACUUUAAUGUUGUGGAUGGACAGGUGGUCCAGGUCCUUGAUGAGACCUAUGCUGCUCAAUGCGGCUUCACUCACAGCAGUUUCAACCUCACUGGCCGGCUAAUCUUCAGGGCUUCUUUCUUUGCCUGUCAUGUGGUGAAUGUGAAUGAUCAGACGUUUACCCUGAGCUACCAGUUUGUAACACGGGAUGAGUCCGGCAGGGCGACGGUUUUCCCUUCUGCCAUCACCUGCAGAUUGCUUCUGCCCUGGAAGCCCCGUGAGGUGGUCUGUGAGGAGAACUACAUGGAGGUUUCAGUUGGAAGGGAUGUACCUGUGAUUCAGCAGGAGGGCCCACUUGCAUCAAAUGUCACUAUGCUUAAUUUCCAAGGCCCUGGUGAGGCAAUGGCAACCUGGCAGAUUGCAUUCCAGAAAUCGGGGGUACCAGAUCAGAUUAUGAAUGUCACCUAUGCCAUUAGCCUUGGUUACAUGGUGAACUCAACCUCUUCCAGAGCAGUUUUCAGAAGUGCCUACAACAAGAGCAAAACGGAGAUCCUGAAGGUGGAUGGGGUCACGGUAGAAGCUAUUGAUGCAACAAUCUUCUUCCAGCAGAAAUGGAUGCUGAUAUUAAUAGAUGUCUCUGCUGCUUGUACUAAAGCCUACCUGAUCUGGAGCACCCCCAGAAUCAUGCUGCCUCUAGUGCAGGACCCAUCCAGCUUUGAAGAUAAGAGCAUUGGAAUGGGCCUGGGUGGUCAGCUAUUGAACAGCAGCACCAUGAACCAGAGGGGCUACAAGCUGCAGCUGGUCAAGCAACUGAUGCAAAUUUCCAUCCCUUAUGGGGCAGUGGGAGGGUACCUGGAGAGCCGUGUUAUCGACAACCAUUACAACCAGCGUUACUCCAUUGACUUGUUCUUUGAGCACCUGUGGGCAGAUGACCAGUAUGAAGUGACGCAACACUGCAUGUUUGUGCCAGUGAGCACCCCGUUCAUCCCCCAGACACCCUUCACUAUUGACCAGACCAUCCCAGAAGAGAAGAUGUUCACAGUCUACCUGGGCAUCUUCAAUCCUGAUGUGGAGCUGAAGGCCCUCAACCUUAAUGGGGUGCCCUUGACUAUGCCUCAAGUCCAAGCCAGGGGCUUCCCAGUCUCUGAGGUUCAGUACCCUAAUGGCACCCAUGCAUACGUGCUGAAGGUCCCCUUCCAAGACCCCAUAGUGAUUAAAGAUUACAUCUCCAAGGGUGUAAACCGGUAUACUCUGAAAAUCAACUACACCCUGAACAUAAUCCCCAAGGAUGACCCCUAUUAUCAUCCAGCAACUGUAACCCAGGACAUCAAAGACAUCUUGCCUCCUGAGGUCACCGGUGUGUGCAAGAACCAGAGCAUCCUCUUCACUGUGCAGAAAGAGGAAGUGAACAAUAUAUGGCUCCUUUACAUUGGAGAGGAUCAGCUCACCACUGAGCUGGCAGCAGAGCGGGGCUACAUUCUCCAGAAUGGCUCCAUGACCCUGGUCCUGGAGGUUCCACUUUUUGCUGUUGGAUUUUCUUAUGAGGAAGUCUCCCUGACGGAUUUCUACGCCUCCAUUACUAUCAAUGUCAAGGAUUACAAGACUCUGGAAGUGGUGAACUCCACUAGGAUACGCUGUCUAUUUUCAACCACGGAGCUCUUGGUGUGCAUGCCCAAUGGCUUUAUGACUGCAGUGGUCUCGACUACUGUGCCUGUGCCCUAUGUGGAUCCCAAGAAGACCACGUUGCUGGACAAGAAAUGUGGACCCAAGGAGGCAGAUGACACCAGGGCCCUGUUCAACUUCAGUGUGUCCACUUGUGGCACAAGGAGAUAUGUUACUGGCCAGUACCUGAUCUAUGAGAAUGAGGUGGUAUACACCCGGGUGUUGUACCCCUACAAUGCCCCCGUCAUCACCAGGGACACUGAAUAUAGGCUCACCAUCCGCUGCUACUACCCAAUUAAUGGCACCAGAGAUGUCUUUGUGGAUAGGGAGUUUGUCCCAAAAACACGAGGCUAUGGUUCUCUGAUUGCUUCAGACACCUUGACACGUGUCAAACGACCCAGAGCUGCCUUUGGAUCUCAAUCCCGGAUUGUAAGAGGUGCUGCUUGGUCAGGUGAUGUUCAACAGGAUGCCUUGACAGGUGCUGAGCCAGAAGUGAAUUAUGUGCCAGUUCUAGGAGUAACCAUAGCAGUCUUUGGAGUUCUGCUGCUUGUUUCAAUGUUCUUCAUUGCUAUGAAACAUUAAAUAUCCUUGUAUUCUAAAAUUAAAUGAUUGACUUUGAACAGUA